AUGCUCUCGCCCGGGCGAGUCUUGAUGCGCAAGGCGCCUCGGCUCCGUGCGGGCUUAAUCACAACCACCCGCCACAGCUCGAGCAGUGCUACAACAUCGCAAACCACGCCGCAUGAGCCACAAGACCAUCCCGGUCUAUGGGAGACGGGCAAAAACAAGGAUGCAAAGGAUGCCGGGCCGUCUGCACCAGCGACGUCGCAGCCGCCAUGGCGUCUAAAAGAGCUUCGCCAGCAGCAAGGCCACCACAAGCAGGCGCUCAUCCGCCGCGCCGACCUCGCCACCGGUCCGCUGUCCUACGUCGUCCACGGCGACCGCAUCGCCGUGCGGUCGCAGGAGAGCGGCGCGUCGAUCACGCUCGACGCCGCGGCGCUGCGCGACGGCUGCCAGUGCGCGGCGUGCAAGGACCCGUCCUCGGGGCAAAAGUCGUUUGCGUCGAUUGAGAUUCCCAGCGCGCUGUCCAUCGCCAACGUGCGUGAAAAGGCCGAUGGUCUAGGUGUUGCCUUUGAGAAUGAGAUUCCGCGCUUCGUCUCGUCGUCGCAGCAGCACGAGACGACGGUGCCGUGGGAGAGCCUCGAGCUGGCGUUUGGCGCACGAUCACCCCUCGACAUGGCCGUCGUCCCGCCGGUAUUCAACUCGGUGCGCGCCCGCGCGGGCAUUGUGCUCUGGGACCGCGCCGCCAUUGCGCAGCGCGUGCGCACCAUCGACUACCACGCAUUCAUGUCCGACGACGGCGGCGGCGACGCUCGCUGGGCGGUGGUGCUGGACCUGGUCCGCCUCGGGCUCGUGUACCUGACCAACGUCCCGCGCGACGAGGCGUCGGUCGUGCGCAUCGCGACGCGCCUCGCCAGCAUCCGCGAGACGUUCUACGGGCGCACGUUUGACGUGCGCGCCAAGCCAAACGCCGAAAACGUCGCCUACACGUCGGGCUACCUCGGCCUGCACCAGGACCUGCUGUACCUCGACCCCCCGCCCAAGAUCCAGAUCCUGCACUGCCUCGACAACUCAUGCGCGGGCGGCGAGUCGCUCUUCAGCGACGGCGAGCGCGCGGGUCGGCUGCUCCUCAACCACGACGCCGCCGCCGCGCCGCUCCGCGCGCACCCCGUGCCGUACGCGUAUACGCGCAACGGGUACAGCUACGCGCAGCGCCGCCCGCUGCUGCACUACGACCGCGACGGCCGGUUCGAGAAUGUGUUUUGGUCGCCGCCGUUUCAGGGCGGGCGGCUCGCCGACGAGGCCCCGCUGAAGCCGUGGCUCGCGGGCGCGCGCGUGUUCGAGAGGCUCAUCAAUGCCGACGCGGCGGUGCACCAGAGGAAGAUGGCGCCGGGCGAGUGCGUUCUGUUUGACAACCUGCGCGUCAUGCACGGCCGCACGGCGUUUGAUGCAGGAGGAGGAGGCAGCAGAUGGCUGCGCGGCGCGUAUAUUGCGCAGGAGGACUUUGUGAGCAUCGCGACUCAGAUUCCGCGCGAGAUGCUGGCGGAGAGGGGGGGAGACGAGGGGGUGUGGUACGAGGGCCAUGAGGAGAAGCUGGCGGCGCACGGGGAGUGGGCGGCAGAGGUGCAGGAGCUGAUUACGAAAGAAACGUAA
Molecule: messenger RNA, 1584 nt
Organism: Akanthomyces muscarius
Lineage: Eukaryota; Fungi; Ascomycota; Sordariomycetes; Hypocreales; Cordycipitaceae
Exons: 1
Coding region: 1-1584 (527 amino acids)
Biological process (GO): carnitine biosynthetic process
Cellular component (GO): mitochondrion
Molecular function (GO): oxidoreductase activity
Source: RefSeq, a predicted model, not a curated record